AUGACUGGUUUCACUUUCUGUCCAUGGUGGUCUGAUAUCUCAAAGCUGAUCAAGUUCCUGGUGGGUCUCCUGUCUCAAGCAGUAGAGUGGGAGGAGCAGUCAGGAGAGAAGACACUGAAGCUGGUAUCAUCAGUGUGUACUUACAGAACCUUCCCUUUCUGUGACGGGGAUGAUGAGGAUGAGUGGUUUCAAUGUGAUCUCCUGCUGGAUCUGUACUCACAUGUGGAGGACUAUGAGACUAAAACAGGCAGGAGUGUCCUUCCAUCAUUGAGACCACUUUAUCAGUCAGCUCCUGCAGUCUGGUCCAUAGACCUCUCAGAGAGAAAGGCCUCCCUCCUCCUAGAAGUGCUGAAACUCCAACCAGAGAAGAAACCAGUACAGCUGAAAGGCUGGUCAGAUGAAGAGAGUGAAGUGAGGAGUUUCCUUCAGUGUCUGCCUUACAUCUCACAGCUGAGUUUUACUCCACCACAGUAUCAGAGAAGAUCCCCUGAAGAGUGGAGAAAGAGAGAGAAGACAUUCCUACUGAAUCUGUGUCUUCAAGCAGCCCUCCAUGAGAGAGAAACCAUACAAACAACUGUAGGGAAAGUGUUGUCACUGUCUGAAGUUUAUCAGGGUCGGAAAUGGGAUCUCCUGCUGGAUCUGUACUCUCACGUGAAGGACUAUGAGACUAAAACAGGCAGGAGUGUCCUUCCAGCAUUACAGCCAGUUUACCAGUCAGCUCCUGCAGUCUGGUCCAUAGACCUCUCAGAGAGAAAGGCUUCCCUCCUCCUUGAAGUGCUGAAACUCCAACCAGAGAAGAAAUCAGUAGAGCUGUGGGACUGGUCAGAUGAAGAGAGUGAAGUGAGGAGUUUCCUUCAGUGUCUGCCCUACAUCUCACAGCUGAGUUUCUGUCCAUGGUGGUCUGAUAUCUCAAAGCUGAUCAAGUUCCUGGUGGGUCUCCUGUCUCAAGCAGUAGAGUGGGAGGAGCAGUCAGGAGAGAAGACACUGAAGCUGGUAUCAUCAGUGUGUACUUACAGAACCUUCCCUUUCUGUGACGGGGAUGAUGAGGAUGAGUGGUUUCAAUGUGAUCUCCUGCUGGAUCUGUACUCACAUGUGGAGGACUAUGAGACUAAAACAGGCAGGAGUGUCCUUCCAUCAUUGAGACCACUUUAUCAGUCAGCUCCUGCAGUCUGGUCCAUAGACCUCUCAGAGAGAAAGGCCUCCCUCCUCCUAGAAGUGCUGAAACUCCAACCAGAGAAGAAACCAGUACAGCUGAAAGGCUGGUCAGAUGAAGAGAGUGAAGUGAGGAGUUUCCUUCAGUGUCUGCCUUACAUCUCACAGCUGAGUUUUACUCCACCACAGUAUCAGAGAAGAUCCCCUGAAGAGUGGAGAAAGAGAGAGAAGACAUUCCUACUGAAUCUGUGUCUUCAAGCAGCCCUCCAUGAGAGAGAAACCAUACAAACAACUGUAGGGAAAGUGUUGUCACUGUCUGAAGUUUAUCAGGGUCGGAAAUGGGAUCUCCUGCUGGAUCUGUACUCUCACGUGAAGGACUAUGAGACUAAAACAGGCAGGAGUGUCCUUCCAGCAUUACAGCCACUUUACCAGCCAGCUCCUGCAGUCUGGUUCAUAGAUCUCAGAAAGAGAAACGUCUCCCUCCUCCUAGAAGUGCUGAAACUCCAACCAGAGAAGAAAUCAGUAGAGCUGUGGGACUGGUCAGAUGAAGAGAGUGAAGUGAGGAGUUUCCUUCAGUGUCUGCCCUACAUCUCACAGCUGAGUUUCUGUCCAUGGUGGUCUGAUAUCUCAAAGCUGAUCAAGUUCCUGGUGGGUCUCCUGUCUCAAGCAGCAGAGUGGGAGGAGCAGUCAGGAGAGAAGACACUGAAGCUGGUGUCAUCAGUGUGUACUUACAGAACCUUCCCUUUCUGUGACAGGGAUGAUGAGGAUAAGUGGUUUCAAUGUGAUCUCCUGCUGGAUCUGUACUCACAUGUGGAGGACUAUGAGACUAAAACAGGCAGGAGUGUCCUUCCAUCAUUGAGACCACUUUACCAGUCAGCUCCUGCAGUCUGGUCCAUAGACCUCUCAGAGAGAAAGGCCUCCCUCCUCCUAGAAGUGCUGAAACUCCAACCAGAGAAGAAACCAGUACAGCUGAAAGGCUGGUCAGAUGAAGAGAGUGAAGUGAGGAGUUUCCUUCAGUGUCUGCCUUACAUCUCACAGCUGAGUUUUACUCCACCACAGUAUCAGAGAAGAUCCCCUGAAGAGUGGAGAAAGAGAGAGAAGACAUUCCUACUGAAUCUGUGUCUUCAAGCAGCCCUCCAUGAGAGAGAAACCAUACAAACAACUGUAGGGAAAGUGUUGUCACUGUCUGAAGUUUAUCACAAUCAGAAAUGGGAGCUCCUGCUGGAUCUGUAUUCUCAUGUGAAGGACUAUGAGACUCAAACAGGCAGGAGUGUCCUUCCAGCAUUACAGCCAGUUUACCAGUCAGCUCCUGCAGUCUGGUCCAUAGACCUCAGAAAGAGAAUGGUCUCCCUCCUCCUAGAAGUGCUGAAACUCCAACCAGAGAAGAAACCAGUACAGCUGAAAGGCUGGUCAGAUGAAGAGAGUGAAGUGAGGAGUUUCCUUCAGUGUCUGCCCUACAUCUCACAGCUGAGUUUCUGUCCAUGGUGGUCUGAUCCCUCAAAGCUGAUCAAGUUCCUGGUGGGUCUCCUGUCUCAAGCAGCAGAGUGGGAGGAGCAGUCAGGAGAGAAGACACUGAAGCUGGUGUCAUCAGUGUGUACUUACAGAACCUUCCCUUUCUGUGACGAGGUUUAUUUUGAUGAGUCGUUUCAAUGGGAUCUCCUGCUGGAUCUGUAUUCACAUGUGAAGGACUAUGAGACUCAAACAGGCAGGAGUGUCCUUCCAGCAUUACAGCCAGUUUACCAGCCAGCUCCUGCAGUCUGGUUCAUAGAUCUCUCAGAGAGAAAGGUCUCCCUCCUCCUAGAAGUGCUGAAACUCCAACCAGAGAAGAAAUCAGUAGAGCUGAAAGGCUGGUCAGAUGAAGAGAGUGAAGUGAGGAGUUUCCUUCAGUGUCUGCCCUACAUCUCACAGCUGAGGUUUGCUCCACCACAGGAUCAGAUAGGAUCCCCUGAAGAGUGGAGAAAGAGAGAGAAGACAUUCCUACUGAAUCUGUGUCUUCAAGCAGCCCUCCAUGAGAGAGAAACCAUACAAACAACUGUAGAGAAAGUGUUGUCACUGUCUGAAGUUUAUCAGGGUCGGAAAUGGGAUCUCCUACUGGAUCUGUACUCUCAUGUGAAGGACUAUGAGACUCAAACAGGCAGGAGUGUCCUUCCAGCAUUACAGACAGUUUACCAGUCAGCUCCUGCAGUCUGGUCCAUAGACCUCAGAGAGAGAAAGGUCUCCCUCCUCCUAGAAGUGCUGAAACUCCAACCAGAGAAGAAAUCAGUAGAGCUGAAAGGCUGGUCAGAUGAAGAGAGUGAAGUGAGGUGUUUCCUUCAGUGUCUGCCCUACAUCUCACAGCUGAGUUUCUGUCCAUGGUGGUCUGAUAUCUCAAAGCUGAUCAAGUUCCUGGUGGGUCUCCUGUCUCAAGCAGCAGAGUGGGAGGAGCAGUCAGGAGAGAAGACACUGAAGCUGGUGUCAUCAGUGUGUAUUUACAGAACCUUCCCUUUCUGUGACGGGGAUGAUUUUGAUGAGUCGUUUCAAUGUGAUUUCCUGCUGGAUCUGUAUUCACAUGUGAAGGACUAUGAGACUCAAACAGGCAGGAGUGUCCUUCCAACAUUACAGACAGUUUACCAGUCAGCUCCUGCAGUCUGGUCCAUAGACCUCUCAGAGAGAAAGGCCUCCCUCCUCCUAGAAGUGCUGAAACUCCAACCAGAGAAGAAACCAGUAGAGCUGAAAGGCUGGUCAGAUGAAGAGAGUGAAGUGAGGAGUUUCCUUCAGUGUCUGCCCUACAUCUCACAGCUGAGCUGUGAUUCUGACAGGUUCUUCCAGCGUGUGUGUGAAUCCAUCCCUGUGAGGUCCAGAGAGGAUGCCCAGCAGUUGGCCUCUCUCCUCCAGGCCUUGGGCUCCACCCUGUCACUGGGAGGACAGUUACCCAGGAAAACCUGCAGGUCUGUGGUGAGAGUGCUUGGCCUCUGUGCCUCCAGAGUGGACCUCACUCUCACCCCCAGCAAGAUCUCUCUGAAAGGAGCCUCACUUCUCUUCACACAUGUAUCACAGCUACACAAGCUCAGGCUGAAUGUGGGCAUGGCAGUGAGACUGGCCAGACUGGCUAGGAGGACAGGGAGAGGGGGUUCUCCACUGACUGUCCCAGAGCUCUCCCUGGUCCUAAAGAGCAGCCAGCCACCAGAGAAAGUGUUAUCCAGGGCUCUGAGUAGUGUGGCGUCCCUGCUGAGACUCUGGACGGUGCAGUGUCUGGACCUGACUGACUUCUGCAUCCAGGGUCACUCUCUCAUCACACUACUUUGUCACCAAGGCCCUCUCACUCUCAGACUGCACUCAGACACCCUGCAGCAGCUGGCUGUAGUUGUGUAUGAAGCUCAGGACAAGGACUUGACUCGGUGGUUCCUGGAGAAGGUUGGUGGAGACCUGACCUCCUGUAGGCUGGACUGGGAGGUGCUUCUCUCUCUGCUGCAGCAUUCAACCCACAACAUCACAGUGGACCUCAGGAAGAACAGGCUUCUAGAGAAGAACAUCUCAGAUCUUUUCCCCUUUCUGGGAAGGGUUAUAUUCAAGAGGCUCAGUUCCAGCUUUGUGAAGUCCACCAUCAGACAGAUCUAUGACAGUAGAGCCAGUGACUGUGUGUCCAGUUUGUUGAGGUCUUCAGACCAUUGGAUCAACCUGAACAGCAGAGAGCUGGACAGAGUGGACUGUACUGCGCUGUGUUUCACCCUGCAGCACAGCCACCAAGUCAAAGUCAACCUGCUGUGGACCUCCAUACCACCGGGGGAGAUAGAGAGCAUCCUGCCUCUUCUGGACAGAGUCUCCCAACUCAGUGUUGACAGGAUGCUGUUGCUGAGUUUCCUCCACUCCUGCGCUGCCUCUCAGAUCCUGCAGGGGGCACUAUCACCACCUUCAGCAAUAACAACAGCAGCAGCAGAGCUGCUCAGGGCUCUGCAGCACAGGUUGGACUUCUCCUGCUCCUCCUCUGUGGACCUGUCGGCUCACGACCAGGGGGAGGCGCUGUGUCUGACCACUGACCACUGUAGGGCCAUAAACUCUGUUCUGAAGCAGAGCCAGCACAGCACACAGCUGGUUCAGAACCCGACCCAGAACCAGUCCCGAAACCAGCCCCAGGUGCAGCUCAUCCUUAAAGACUGUGAGGUGGAGCACGGAGCACUGAGAGAGCUGCUUCCCAUCCUGCAUAUUGUCAAGCUGAGCCCCAGCAAAGCUCUGCUACUUCAGCUGGUGGACCAUGUGUGUGAGGGGAUUGAAGAGGGAGUGCUGAGGAACGCAGUAUCCCUGUGCAGAGCCCUGGAUGGGGAGCUGGACCUCAGUGAGACCAGGCUGAACCAAAAGGCCUGUGGAUCUCUGGCCCUGGUUCUGGAACACUCAGAGGGGCUGUCAGAACUGGACCUCAGCCACUGCCAACUCACAGACCGCCAUCUACAGCCCCUGCUCACACACCUGCACAAAGUUGAAGUCCUUGACCUGAGUCACAAUGACAUCACUGAUGCUCUGACCGACAGAAUUCUCCAACUGGUCUCCACCAACACUUCAAUCCGCACCGUACGGCUCUUCAGCAACAGAAUCAAGGACAGAAGUCCGUUCCUGACAGACAAGAGGUUUGACAUCUGGUGAAGCAGCAUCAGGUCCAAGUCCAGACAGAGGAAGCGAAGAUGGAUGUUGAAGAGGUAGAGGAAGCGAAGAUGGAUGUUGAAGAGGUAGAGGAAGCGAAGAUGGAUGUUGAAGAUGGGUGUAGUAGCUACGAAGCCUCAUCUCAUCAACCUUAACCUGGACACUAAACGUAUCCUAAUUUUAACCAAUUCUUAAAUAUUGAAUGAAAGCCACACACCCUUAGUUUUUAGCUGACCUCAUCAUGGUGUCAGAAGAACUGCAAGUGAUGUCAUCAGGGAUUUGGGGACUAAGGUAUUGUAAAAAUAGUUGAGACUCCAGAACUCUGGAAUGUUCUGAGUGUAAUGGAUAGGAAUGUGUAGUUUUAUUUACCUCUUACAUGGUUCUGAAAAACACAGGAACAUGUGUAGUAUAACGUUUUUACUAGAUGAUUUUUGUGAUCUGACAAUUUGUGAAAUUCCUUCUGAAGGAAUGGAUUGUAUAUGUGCUUUUAUAGUCUAGUAUUUAUCAGGUUGAUGUGAAUGUGUUCUACAGUUGCAGUGGGAGACUUAAUACAUGAGUGUUUUGUUGCAGGUCAACCUCAUGGUAUUGUUACUCAGGCUAGCCCUGUUGAGAACCAAGCUUCCCUAUUCAGGAAGCAAGAGAUGUGUUGACUUCUCUUGAACGUUUGCUAUGUUGUGCAACGUUUUGUACUGAAUGACACGUUUCCCCGAAAUGUUCCUGAACAGACUUCGAGGUACGUUUGGUGGGUGUGGCUUGAAGCAAUGAAUUACAUAUAUUUUUAUUUGUAAAGGGCAGUGGCCAUGCUGACAGCAUUCUCCAACCCACAACCCAACCCCUCCCCAUUUUUCAACUGGUUGUUCAGUACAGCACCGUUUACGUUCAAUUGAACCGUUUCAGAACGUAGAAACAUACUGAACGCAGCCCUGGUGAAGUUCAGGGCAGAAAGUAGCUACAAGUGGGUGGAAACCAUUGAUGCCUCGCAACACGUCAAACCAAUCAAUUGCCUUGCUUUGGCGGAGCACUAAAGGUAGCCACUAGUGCCAUAGGAGGAACAGUGUGUGAGGAUGCCCAGGAAAUCGCUGGUGUAUAACAUAGGCUGUAUGUACACACAUCAUAAUAAAAUGUAUUUAGUAGAGCAGUU
Oncorhynchus mykiss (rainbow trout) is the source of this 6907-nucleotide messenger RNA. The record is from RefSeq and is a predicted model, not a curated record. Lineage: Eukaryota; Metazoa; Chordata; Actinopteri; Salmoniformes; Salmonidae.